CUCUUUCUCCUUUGUAUCGUUAGCCUAAACUUAAUGUCUUGUUUGAUGUUAAAUGCAGAUGUCGUACUCCAGGAGGUCAAGGUAUUCUCGCUCACCUUCAUACGAUCGAUAUAGCAGGUCUGUCUCAAGGUCCAAAUAUCUUUCAAGGAGUCGGUCGAGGAGCUGUGAUUCAAGCGAUGUUGAGAACCCAGGGAACAAUUUGUAUGUGACUGGUCUCUCCACCCGCGUUAAAGCGCGAGAUAUUGAGAAGCAUUUUUCUACUGAGGGGAAGGUUGAAGAUGUUCAUCUUGUUCUUGACCCAUGGACGCGGGAAUCUCGUGGGUUUGGUUUCGUGACAAUGUCCAGCGUUAAAGAGGCUGAGCGUUGCAUCAAGUAUUUGAAUCGCUCAGUACUUGAAGGCAGAGUUAUCACUGUGGAAAAGGCUAGGAGGAGAAGAGGCAGAACGCCUACUCCAGGGAAAUAUUUGGGGCUUAGAACUGUUCGUGUUCGUCGCGAAUCACGGAGUUAUUCUCCUCAUUCAAGGAGUCGCUCUCCUCGUUACUCGUCUGAAAGCUACAGGAGCAGGAGUAGGAGCAGAUCCUACUCACCAUAUUACAGACAAGAACGUAGAUCCUACUCUUCCUAUUACAGAAGACGCCAGAGAUCCCGCUCUCCAUAUUACAGUCGACACCGUUAUUCAGAAUCAGCUUAUUCUCCUUACUAUAGUCGUGGAAGGUCUUAUUCUCGAUCUGUAUCUCCAUAUAGUCGGCGUGAUCGGUCCUAUUCUCCAGAUGACCGUUACUACAGAAGAAGUCGUUACCAUGACUAUUCUCCUGACAAUUACCGGCGUGAUCGUUCCCAUUCUCCAGAUGACCGUUACUAUAGAAGAAGCCGCUUGCGUGACUACUCCCCUGACAGCCGUGAUCUUUCCUACUCUCCAGAUGUUCGUUACAACAGAAGGAGCCGCUAUCGUGACUACUCCCCUGACAACAGUUACUACUAUCGAAGGAGCCGGUAUCGUUCCAUUUCUCGGAGCAUUUCACCUCGAUAUCGGAGGUCCAGGAGAAGCUAUUCACGCAGUGUAUCGCCUAGGUGGAGCUACUCAAGAAGUGUUUCCAGGAGCAGUUGCUCUCGUAACAGUUAUUCUCCUAGUCCGAAGAAAAGCUCCAAGAGGGGUCGCAGUGUGAGUGCAUCUUCCAGAAUUGUUUCAAGGUCUGUUACACCUAGGUCUUCCCCUUCAUCAUGAAGGACUACACUAUUAGGAAGGUUUAGUCUGUCACUCUCUGUUGCGAAGAGUUUAAAGUACUAGAUUGGUCUCUCAAGUAAAGAUAACAAAUUUGCUUUCCAGCUUAUGUGACUGGUAGAAAUGAGACCUAGCUGUACUAUCGUGUUUGUAUUUUAAUACAUUACUCUUAUCUGUUAUCUGCUGAGGUAAUAUGGCAUAUUGAGACUUUGAAAAAAGCUGUGGCAUAUUGAUGUGUUCAAGCC
Messenger RNA from Lycium ferocissimum, 1467 nucleotides. Its product is annotated as serine/arginine-rich splicing factor SR45a-like. NCBI's taxonomy places the organism in Eukaryota, Viridiplantae, Streptophyta, Magnoliopsida, Solanales, Solanaceae. Gene Ontology annotation, biological process: positive regulation of mRNA splicing, via spliceosome. Gene Ontology annotation, cellular component: spliceosomal complex. Gene Ontology annotation, molecular function: RNA binding. The record is from RefSeq and is a predicted model, not a curated record. The transcript is spliced from 5 exons. The coding region runs from base 53 to 1225 and encodes 390 amino acids.